AUGCUAUCGAGGUUAAGAAUUCGGCAGGAUUUCAAGUAUUUUAUGAGAUGUUUAUCGGAUAAAGUGCCAGAACACGAUGCUGGAAUACCUGAGAUCAAAACUAAAAAUGCCAAAGAUCAAAAGAAAUCUUCAGAUGCCACUGAUAAAAUUCAAUCUCUUUUGAAAAGUAUGAUGGCUGAACCUAAAAUCUCGGAUAGUGAGUACCGAGAGAGAUUUACCACAGCGCCCGAGCGACGAAAGAAGCAAAAGGCAGAUGAAGAAGUUAAAAUUGAAAAAAUAGAGGAAUCCAUAACAAAAGCCGCCGAAGACGUUGCCCAGGCCCUCGGUGGUAAUGUGAAACAAACCGAGGCAGAGCUUCUUUCCAGAGUACUCGGCAAAAUCAAUCAAACAUCUACAACUCUUAGUGACCUGAUUGUUGGCAUGAAGGUAGACAGAUCUAAAGAUAGGGAAGAUCCGGCACAGUGGGAAAAUAGAGGCCAACAAGUUAAACGUCUGGUGGAAAAGUCUAAAUCAGAUAAUAUCAGAUACAAUCAGAGGAAAUCCACAAAUCAGAGAGAUUCUCAACAGACUAGACCAAACAGAAAUUUGCCACAAAUAAGUACAGUGAAUAUAUUCAGUGGGGAGCCGCUGGGUAUUUUCCAAAAAGAGGGUCCCGUCAAUCAUGGUACAAAGUUAGAAGUCUGGGAAGAACUUGACAAACGGGAGCUGCUAUUAGCAACCUCACAACCGCCCGCUAAUUAUUUCCAAAAAAUGAUUCUCUGGACCGAACAAGGGAAAGUGUGGAAAUUUCCAAUUAACAAUGAGCAAGGCAUGGAAGAAGAACAAAAUGUUCAUUUUUCUGAACACAUCUUCCUAGAUUCACAUUUGGAUGGCUGGUGUCCCACCAAAGGCCCUAUAAGGCAUUUUAUGGAACUGGUUUGUGUGGGACUUUCAAAAAAUGCUUUUUACACUGUCAAAGAGAAAAAGGAUCAUAUCAUGUGGUAUAAAGAAUACUUUGAAUCUAAAAAAGACAUUCUUCAAGAUAUCGGAGUUUGGGACACAAAACCUCAAACAAGUGAAGCUUCAACAUAG
Danaus chrysippus (African queen) is the source of this 1071-nucleotide messenger RNA. Lineage: Eukaryota; Metazoa; Arthropoda; Insecta; Lepidoptera; Nymphalidae. The record is from the annotation of a GenBank genome assembly.